CUAUAUGUUUUUUGAGCUGUCAUAGAGGACCUAUUGUUCCCAGGGUUACUAAAUCAUAUUGCAACUUUUAAAUGAACAAUCGUUAGGCAGUAAAAGCCUUUAGAAACAUAAGGUUUAAUUGAAUUACAUUUUGAGUGUUCACUAAUGACUGCUUUAUUCGAUGUUGAUGACUUAUUCUGUAUAUAAGUGUAAAGUGUUCAAAAACAUAUUAUAUUAUGCCACUGAAUAAAAAAAAAAAAAAAAAUCCAGCUACACUUUCACUUUUUAAAAAUUCAUGUGCAACUUUACACUACUAGGUUCGUUAGUGACCUCCCUAAAAACAGGUAUAGGCUAUUUAAAAAAAAAAAAAAAAAAAUCAUAAUGAUCACCAUGACAACGGAGCAACUCGGCUAUGAGAAGUUAUAAACUUCAAAGUAAGUUUCAGAGUUUUUAUGUAAUGUUUAAGUGCCAAUGUAGGGCACACUAAAUAUAUUUGACAGAUAUUUCAAAACUUUAUACUAAUUUUCACACAUUUUAAAACACAGAAAAGUAGAUUAAAAAGCUCCGGUAUAUUUUAUUUUACUUUAUUUUAAAGUUUCUCUAACUUUAUUUUUGAAGAACACAUGUUUAGGGAGGGCUUUGUUCACUUCUCUGCCGCCAAGGGAAGCAAAGUGAGUGAAGAGUGGCUUCACUGGCUGUAGUGCAGGAAUCCGGAUAUGAUGAAAAUGUUUUAGACGCAACUAUCCUCAGAAAACUACCGCCACUCAACGUCGGAGGCGUCGCGAACGUUAUUAUUGAUAUUUUUUUUAUACGUCAACAACCGCUGGACUAAGUAGGACUGGGACAAACUGGCUACCAAAGUUACGUUAAGUUAGGUUUGUGGACGCGAAGUUACUCUUUCACCCAGUUUCUUGUUUUUCUUCCCACCGUCCCAGGGAAAGAGUUGGAGGAAGGAAGGAUGGAAAUAAGUCAGAUUUGAAGCAAGGGAGUUGUCAUGUUUGAAAGCGCUGAAGGCUGAGGGAAAGGGAGGAACUUCUUCUGCCGUGUGUGUCCCAAAAAGACGACUGUCUCAUGUCCAAGGAGACCGUCCUUCCUCCGGAUGAGCCGGCAGGGCCAGGCAAGGGCCCCCAGCAAGAGACAAAUCCCCUGCUGUCAGACUCACACGAUGCUUGUGACAGUGAAUCAUCAGGAAGAACACCGUCUCCCAGGAAACCAGCCACUGAAGGACAAAGUCACGUGACAGAUGAGAAGCCUAAUUAUUGCGAGCCUGUAAGAACUCAACCUCAGUCUGAGCCUCAGCCAGUGUCCUCGGAGCCUGUCGAGGGAGACGCUGCCAAGGACAAAAAUGGCUUUCGCCACAACAGCACUGGCACGCCCGCGCUGAGUAAUGGCAGUGGAAUCCACCCUGGCAUCGGCGGGGCUGGGGCCACGCGCAUAUGCACUUGCGGUGCCAACAUCAGCAACAUGGGCGUCAUGGGUGGGUCAGGCCCUGGCACAAGAGUAGUGGCGACUGCGCCGACUACAGAGCAGCCCAGGAAGCAGCCGUCCACACCUGUGUCACAGAGGAUGCAGAGGAAACUGAGGUCCAGCUUGUCGGUCAACAGUGACAGCAGCAGACGCAGCAAAGGCAGUUCUACUGGGUCGCAGAAAGCUCCUUUACCAGAGGACUGCUGCGUCCACUGCAUCUUGGCCUGCCUGUUCUGUGAGUUCCUUACGCUUUGCAACAUGGUGGUGGCGCAGGCCUCGUGUGGCGCAUGCACGUCAGAGGCGUGCUGCUGCUGCUGCUGCACCGACGACCUGGGCGAUGACUGCAACUGCCCCUGUGACAUGGACUGUGGCAUCAUGGAUGCCUGCUGCGAGUCCUCAGACUGCCUGGAGAUCUGUAUGGAGUGCUGCGGCAUCUGCUUCCCUACAUAGGGAGGCCUGUACUGGUGAGGACCAGGGUGUCUCUGAGGGGGAUAACUGGAGCCCACAAGAGAAUCUAGAAGGACACUGCUGCUGCUGUCACUUAAAAUAUAGCAGCAGACAGAGGGAACAAGUGUGUGUGGGUGUGUGUAUGUGUGUGUGAUGUUCAGUAUAUGUGUUUGUGGAUGUCCUUUUCUUGUGAUGUGUGAUGACUGUUCAGUGUGUGUAAUAGUAUGGUGCGGUUGAGUAAAGCAUGCUUUGAAAGAUGUAUUUUGACACUGGGCUUCUCCAUCAAAAUCAGCUCAGCAGGGGCUACAGUAACUCCAGAUAUAUGAACAUGUCAGUUAAAUCUUUAGUUUAUAGUAAGUCAUCUCUGUUAAGUAUUCUAUCCUUUGCGAAAAAAAAAGUAUUAUCACAGACUGCCUUAAAAGAUUUUAUUAUUACAUCAGGAAUGCUGAGUAAUUGUAUCUUAUCUUGCCUUUUUUUUUUUUUUUUUUUUUUUUUGUCAUUUUGGUGACGGACGUGUUGCGUACACUAAACAAAAUGAUAACAUUUACUCUGUUUUCAUUUUCAAUACUUCCGGUUUUUUGAUGCUCAGAAGCUGAGGUUGCAGUCUUAGUACUGUACAACACUGUAACAGGUUUAUGUGACACUUCAUACAUUCUUAGUUGCAUACUGUAUUUUUGCAACACAGACUUUCAUUCACUCAUCUACUGUAGCACUGCAGAACAGCUGAAACUGGUGAAAUAUCAAAGGUGAAUCAGGACAUUAUAUCAUCUGCUACUGUCAGGACUAAAUACUUUUUUAUUUGAAACAUUUUUUGAAAUGGUAUAUUAUUACAGAACUGCACAAAAUUGCUGAUAGCUAAAUCUUACAAAGUGCUGGAACGUCGAUGAAAACAUUUUUAUGCCAAAGAAUCUCAUCUUACACCUCCUGAUUUGGCAGUGUUUGAAGCCUUGGGUUUACUGGAAAUACAGUGCAGAUCCUCACAUUUUUAAUACAAAAGGUUCUGACCAGCUCACUGCACAGUUUUCUGCAAUGUUAAGAUAAACAAUGUCUACAGCUUAUAUCUUUAUUUCUCUGAAAGUCCUCCUCUAAUGUUAGCCAUCAAUGAUUAGACUUUGUCAGCUGCAUAUGGUACAAGUCUUCUCUGUGAUGCUAUUUUACAUACAUACUGUGUAAGUAUGACUUGUUGAACUGCACUCUGUUCAUGAGGGGUGUGAUAAGGAAUUAAAAAACGGUGACCCUGGUUGCCAUAUAAGCGGCUUUCGGGUAUGAAGCCCAGUGACUCACAAUACAAAAAGGGAAUCAUGAACUGUCAAGCUGAAAUGGUAAACUAAUGCAGGGUAAAGGCAGUUUUCUUCUCUUUUUUUUCUGUUCCUUAAUUCUGUGUAUUUCCAGAUGAGGUUGCGGUGAAUCACCAGUGGAGUCAUUUUCUUGUCUUGGAGAUGUGCUUUGAUGUUGUUUAAGUGAUGAUACUUAAUGCUGGCCCUCAUUAGCACUGCUUGAUAAAUGGUAACAAAAAAAUGUCCCUUCGUAAUGCCAACAAAGAUAAUGUGCUGUCAUGUACAGCUCGUCUUAAUGGCGCACUGUUAUUGUGUAUAAGGAAGCUGGACGGGCACCUCUGCAGCAGAGAAUGUGCAGAAAGAAAACCUCAUUUUCAUGUUUAUGAUUAACUCAAGCCACAUGUUUCGUCUGUGCUAAGGAGUGUCAAGAAAACACUAUAUAGAUAAUGUGAAGAAUUUAUCUAAAAGAAAACAUGUAUACAUGUAGCUACAGUAGUUGUCCUCCUAUACUAUACUGUUAAUUUUUUUUUGUGCCGUACACUUGAUCCGUCUCAUUUCCAUCCUGGUGCAUAAUUUCUUAACUUGGAGUUCACAACUCAUUUUAUUAGUUUUGUACAUUAUCUUCCAUCUCAAAGAGAACAGUUUUUAGAAAAUAAAAUAUUACUAAAAAAAUGAA
Molecule: messenger RNA, 3846 nt
Organism: Seriola aureovittata
Lineage: Eukaryota; Metazoa; Chordata; Actinopteri; Carangiformes; Carangidae
Gene: mdfic
Product: MyoD family inhibitor domain containing
Exons: 5
Coding region: 1051-1896 (281 amino acids)
Source: RefSeq, a predicted model, not a curated record